Molecule: messenger RNA, 2127 nt
Organism: Nakaseomyces glabratus
Lineage: Eukaryota; Fungi; Ascomycota; Saccharomycetes; Saccharomycetales; Saccharomycetaceae
Biological process (GO): lipid metabolic process
Source: RefSeq, a predicted model, not a curated record
AUGGGUAUCGAGGAUAAGAUUUCCGGAUUCUUCAAGGGGAAACAAGACAAGAAGAUUUCCCCAACUAGUAAGACUACCACCACUAAGGCUCAAGCUCAGCAAGAGAAGAAAGCAUCCCAGCAAUAUGCUCCAGCUUCUACUGGUUUGACCAGUGAAGCUAUGGAAAAGGCUAACUUGGAGAAGCAGAAAAGGGACCAGGAGCUAGCGGCACAAAGGGCCAAGUACCCUGCUGAGAGCUUAGUCAGACAGGACAGUAACACUUCCAUGCCAUCUCUAGACUCGCUUGACAGAGAUGACAGCAACUAUGUGUACCAAGGUGUCGAAACCGACUGGGAUUUCGACAUUAUGGAAGCCGACGCGUUGAUUGGUGGUAACAACAUUGCUGACACUGAGCUUUCUGACCAAUUGUCUCCAGAAGAAAAAGAGAGGGUCUUGGAAUCUCAAAAAGAAUACGCUGCCAAGCGUGUUAUUUCCUUCGACAACGACGAUGAGGAAAUUGACAAAGUCAAGGAGUAUGGUCAAGCUCACCAUUACAACAGUUCACAGAAGGUUUUUGCUUUCUCUCUGCCAUUAGGUGCCAACACUAACGCUGCCCCAAUGACUGUGGUUAAUUCAGUUAGUGAAGAGCGCAAGAAUGAAUUAAGAGAGAAGCUAAAGAGAAACGAAUCUAUUACCUCUUUGGAAGAGUAUGAACUAUACAAGGACGAAAAGGGUAUGACCAACACAAGAACUGAAGCCGUCAUGAAGUCAUUCCAAGUUGAUGGUUUGAAAACCUCUUUUGCCAAGAUGACCAUGGAUGGAGACAAGAAGACACACGACGGUUACUCCUACUCUCGUCUUCUAAGUAUCUAUGACGAAUUGGAGGGUGAUAUUGUUAUUCUUGGUGGUUACCGUGGUAGUAACUUACGUGAUGCCAAGACUGGUAAGCGUGUCUGGGUCCCAUUGAAGGCAGGUCUAAAUAUGACCAAGGCAAGUCUUGUUAUUGGACCAAAGGAUGAAGAUGAAAUUGAAGCUCAGAAGGUCCUAAAGCCUGAUGGUAUGUUGACCCAUGUUGGUCCAGUUGAUAUUUCCAAGAAACUGAUCCAGAAGUUUGCCCAAAAUCCAAAGGUUAGAAUCAGAGAUUUUGGUUACGACUGGAGAUUAUCCCACGAUAUCACAUCAGAGCAUCUUGCUAAAUUCCUACAAAAGAUAUAUGACAGACAAAAGGAAAAGAAGGGUAUCUAUGUUAUUGCACACUCUAUGGGUGGUCUUGUUGCCCAUAGAGUCCUACAACAACACACUCAUUUGAUUAGAGGUCUUGUUUAUGUGGGCUCGCCAAGUCAAUGUGCUAACAUUUUGGGUCCAAUUCGUUACGGUGACGAGUUAAUGUGGAAUAAGACCUUAUUAAGUAAGGAGGCUAACUUCUUUAUGAGAUCUUCUAUGCAUUUCUUGCCUUUUGACGGUAGAUGUUUUGUUGACAAGAACACGUUGGAGAGAUAUGAUUUGGAUUUCUUCGAUGUUAACACAUGGAAGGAAUACGGUUUGUCUCCGUUAGUUAACGAAAAGAGACGUAAGCUUGCAGAAGCUGUCCAAAAAGAAAAGGAAUCCUCCUUUACUAAUAAUGCAGUUGUUGGUGCAGUUACUGGAACUGUAGGAGGUACUGCUAAAUUCUUGGUUAACACCAUUCCAGGUGUCAACACAAAGAAGAAGGUUAUUUCAGAAAGAGAUGAAAUCCCAGAUGAAGUUUUCCAAACUUCUUAUGAAGAUUCCUUGGAUUACUUGGAGAGAACUUUGAAGAGAACCAAGAAGAACUUGGAAUCUCUUGAAUACAUUCCAGGCAAGGAAUACCCACCAUUAGUCAUCGUUUAUGGUAAUAGAGUUCCAACUAUUCGUGGUGCUAAGGUUAAUGGUUUGCAAGGUAUCAAGGAUGGUGAAUUUGGUGAAUUCUACUAUGGCCCAGGUGAUGGUGUCGUUCAUCAUAAAUGGCUGCUUCCAGAAAAGAGAGGUUUCCCAGUUGUAGCUAAGGUCGCUACCGAUUGUGGUCAUGUUGCGCUAAUGACUGAUUUCAAAGCUAUGGCAAAGGCAUUCGUCUCAUUGGUUGACGCUGAGAAAGAGAGAGCUAGUGCAAAGGGUAAGACCACUGCGUAA